AUGGCGUCUCGUCCAAGUGUCUGCGUCCAUUCAAAAACUGGAGAGGGCUCUGGCUCGCUCGUUCUCCCAGCAGUUCUUACUGCUCCCAUUCGUCUCGAUGUCGUCCAACAGGUCCACACCAGCAUGGCAAAGAACAGGAGACAAGCCUAUGCCGUGAGCGAAAAGGCUGGCCACCAGACAAGCGCAGAGUCCUGGGGAACGGGUCGUGCCGUCGCUCGUAUUCCUCGCGUUGGAGGUGGUGGAACACACCGUUCGGGACAGGCUGCCUUUGGUAACAUGUGCCGUGGCGGUCGUAUGUUUGCACCCACCAAGACCUGGCGCAAAUGGCACGUCAAGAUUAACCAAAACCAGCGCCGCUUCGCUGUCGUGUCUGCACUCGCAGCCUCUGCCUUGCCAUCUCUCGUCCUCGCCCGCGGCCACCGUAUCGAAAAGAUUCGCGAAGUCCCACUCGUCGUGUCGUCUGAAAUUGAGUCGCUCACCAAGACGCGUGAAGCCGUCGCGUUCCUCAAGGCCAUUGCUGCCUAUGAUGAUGUGGUCAAAGUCUCCAACUCGCGUAAGCUCCGUGCAGGCAAGGGCAAGAUGCGUGGACGUCGCCAUCGUCAGCGCCGUGGACCAUUGAUUGUGUACAAUGAGGACAAGGGCAUCGUGCCAGCAUUCCGCAACUUGCCAGGCGUAGAGCUUGCCAAUGUCAGGGCGCUCAAUCUCCUCCAGCUCGCUCCCGGUGGACAUCUCGGACGGUUUGUGAUCUGGACGGAGAGUGCAUUCUCCGUCCUCGAUGAAGUGUUUGGCACAUUCGAAAAGGCGUCCUUGUACAAGCGAGAUUACAUCCUCCCGACGGCGAAGAUGGCGAAUCCCGACGUCACGCGACUGAUCAAUAGCGACGAGAUUCAGUCGGUGGUCCGCCCUGCAAAAUCCAAGACGCAAAAGAGGCCUUGGACGCAGAAGAAGAAUCCAUUGGUGAACAAGGGUGUCUUGUUCCGACUGAAUCCCUAUGCCAAGACGCUUCGUCGUCAAGAGCUCUUGAAACAGGAGCGAUUGAAGAAGUGUGGCGAGAAGAAGACGAAGCAGCACGCGGCUGGCGAGGCGUUUUUGUCUGUGCUUUCGGCGGCAUGA
Molecule: messenger RNA, 1113 nt
Organism: Serendipita indica DSM 11827
Lineage: Eukaryota; Fungi; Basidiomycota; Agaricomycetes; Sebacinales; Serendipitaceae
Source: the annotation of a GenBank genome assembly